Bactrocera neohumeralis is the source of this 1958-nucleotide messenger RNA. RefSeq names its product transcription factor Sp2 (gene hkb). The transcript has 3 exons. Gene Ontology annotation, biological process: regulation of transcription by RNA polymerase II. Bases 174 to 1304 code for a protein of 376 amino acids. NCBI's taxonomy places the organism in Eukaryota, Metazoa, Arthropoda, Insecta, Diptera, Tephritidae. Gene Ontology annotation, molecular function: RNA polymerase II cis-regulatory region sequence-specific DNA binding; DNA-binding transcription factor activity, RNA polymerase II-specific. The record is from RefSeq and is a predicted model, not a curated record.
UGCUGGAACAACUGGAAUAUUUUGUUCAAUUCGCUUCGCUGUAUUCGUGAUUUAGUUUAUAGUCCGCUUAUUUAAGAAAAAGUCCAAGCAUAUCGUAUUCAUUUAAGAAAUCUCUAAAGCAAAAGUAUAACUAGUACAAGUUGUUAGAACAAGAAUCUGUUUCUAAUACUGGGAUGCACCCUUCAGCACCAGCAGCCGUACAAGAAGCUGAUCAAGCUCCAGCUCAUCCUCAAGAUGAACGCGUUGUCGUCAUUGGCGAGGAGGCGAACAACCCUUCUGAACCUGAAAAUCUGUCCGUUAGUGGUAAGAGCACACCAAUUUCAACUGCAACGCCUGAAGCCAACAUUAAGGUGGAAUUUCUGAAAGUCGAAGAUGUCACCACAGAUGUGGAUCAAUCUGAUUCGGACGAUGAGGAGCUCGAAGUGGCUGAUGAUGAUGACAUGCAUACAAGCCGAACAUCUGAAUGCGCUUCCAGUCAAAGUAAUUUCAGUCACCUCAGCGAAGACAACGAAUCCUUGGAGCAUGUGCAACGCACGGCCGAAGGAAAUGUUUUUAUGAGCGAAUCCAGUCAAUUCCCAAACAUAGCCACCCAUCCACCUACUGAUCAUGUCUAUGGUAUGCAACUUCCUCGUCGCCAUACUAUGCCUUCGCUACAUUUUCCCGGUACCAGACACAAAUUUGAUGUGCACCAUCAAAAUCCAUUGCACUUGUUGCCACACAGUGUUAUGCCAACGAUUGUACCGACUCCCGCCACCAUGUGGAGUGCAGCGCCCCCUUUUAGUGGUUCCAACCAUCUCACCUCUGCGCUAUCAUCAACCAAUAUACCCACGAGUACUAGUGCCGCGGUAGCGAUUGCUGCCGCUGCAACAGCCCCCGGCUACGCGGGUAUGGACCCAUACGGGCUCGGCCUAGUGGAGCAGGAAUAUGUACGCAUUAUGGCCGAAGAGGCGCAUCUCAAAGCCAUCAAUGCGAGAAAACAACGUCCAAAAAAAUUUAAGUGUCCACACUGUGAUGUGGCUUUCUCCAAUAAUGGACAAUUGAAGGGGCAUAUACGUAUACAUACCGGAGAGCGUCCCUUCAAAUGUGAUGUAGAAUCUUGCGGUAAAACAUUUACGCGCAAUGAAGAGCUAACACGCCACAAGCGAAUACAUACCGGACUGCGACCUUAUCCGUGUUCCGCUUGCGGUAAGAAAUUCGGACGUCGCGACCAUCUGAAGAAACACAUGAAGACUCAUAUGCCGCAGGAACGUCAAAUGGGUUCUGCCAUCUUUGUGCCUAUGUUUCCUUACCUCUAUGGAUACUAAACGAUCUCAUUAAUCAAACGCGUGUUUUUCCGAAUGUCCAAAUACUCUAAACAAAAUGUGAAAAUUAAUAUACUGUAUCCUUCCUUACUCACCUACUCCUACGCGGCUAUCGCGCUUCCUCCCUAAUACCCACAUACACAAAACAGAACAUGACAUCCAAUAUACCUUUCCUUUAUGGGUCCUCAGUGAAUUCGUCACUGAAUCGCGCAUUUUCCGAAUACUCAAAACAAAAUCUGUAAUCCAGUACAACCUACCUCUACUAAGAGACCUCGUACCGAUUACUUAACAAUUGCAAUUACUCUAUAGCUAUUUGCAAUCAUCUACUCCGUAUUGUACCUGAACUCUGGAUGCAAUCUUAGAUAGAAAUACAUCACAUAUACAAAACUUCAUAUAAAUACCAAAGAAUAUAGUAGCGAGAGCAGUCUGGACAAUUUUGUAAAUAAUAGAUGGCAAAUUAGGUUUUUUCACGCCAAGUUAAUACGGUGAGCUGCAAGUUCCAGACUGCACUCUUUUCGUCCUUCUCACGUCAAGUGAGUUGGAUGAUGCGCACUUGGUAUACAAUAUGUACAUACAUACAUAUAUGUAUAUCGUCACCUAAAAUGCAAAAUAACGUAACAUAACUUUUCAUUAGUUGAAAGGCGAAGGAAAAACGAU